Molecule: messenger RNA, 3282 nt
Organism: Monopterus albus (swamp eel)
Lineage: Eukaryota; Metazoa; Chordata; Actinopteri; Synbranchiformes; Synbranchidae
Gene: myoc
Product: myocilin
Exons: 5
Coding region: 1329-2765 (478 amino acids)
Biological process (GO): osteoblast differentiation; signal transduction
Cellular component (GO): Golgi apparatus
Source: RefSeq, a predicted model, not a curated record
CUACUUACUGUAGGUGUGGUGAAGAAGCCUGUGUGCCAUUGGUUGGUUCCUGAGUUUUGCUCAGUUGCACUGAAAUCUAAGGUGGUAAAGUCCUAGUUGGACUUUUCAGGUCUCACAAAUGUGUUGUUGGCAUUUGCUUUAACGCAGUCAGAACAUUAUGCCUUGUUUUUGUGUAUUAGGAGAUGUUUUUAUCCUUUCUGUCUGCAGGCACACCCAGACUGGCAGGAGAGGAUGUUUUGGUUCCUCUAUUAGGGGCUUACAGUGGAUGACUUUAAGAAACCUAACCCACGAUACAGGAUAUGAGGAGUAAGAGGUGUGGAGUUGGAGUUGGAAAGUGUGAAUGUCUGCACACCUGCCUAGUUGCCUGUAUCUCUGAGCAAGUGUCUCACUUUCAAAACUUUCAUCCUGCCUGUAAUCCUCACAGGCAGUGGUUCAACUUGUCUGUAAUACUGUGACAGUAAAGAGACGGGAGGGAACGUACAAGAGGCAGAGUGGAAAAAAUCCACCUAAGUGGACAAGAAGUGAGCCCAGGGAUGAACUGCCCCUGGCUGAUGCUCCAUGUUGUUAAAUGUAACUCUUUUAAAGCAUGAAAACAUUGACAUAUCGUAUACAAGCGCCACGCUCAGCUGAGGCAACAAGUCUGUGUCAGGGUCAAUAGUCAAUAUGAAAGGGGACACCAGCUCCUCCGGAGGUAACUGUAUCCAACCAGGCCCAGCUUUCCCUGCCAUGCUGGGUCUGAGUGUCAGCUUGGACACAUGGGACUGCAGCAGGCAGACAUGUCAGAGGAUGUUUUUAAGUAUAAGACAUGAAUAAAUGAAGACACUGUAGUGGCUGAAUGUUGAAAACAUGACAUGACACAAAGCUGUCAUGUUGAAGCUUCUCUCUCCCUGUGUCUCUUCUUCCCUUGAAAAAUCUUUUUUCAGAGACAUUCAAAUGUAUGAAAAUAGGUGUUUUUGUCCCUAUUAUAUUCUCUUUUCUCCUUCCCCUUUUGCCUCUGAUCUGCUCUCCCCUCAAUCUACUCCCUUCCACCUCCCUCCCUUUCACUUCUCCUCUCUUCCUGUUUCUCUCCUUCCCUCCUUCCUUCCCCUCCAAAUUGUAUAAAUAUCUGUGAGCUGCUGGAGAGGGCUCAGUGUUACAGACUGAGGACAGAAGCCACAUUGAUAAGAGCAGGAAGAAGAAAAGAUACCUCAGAGAAAAAAGGAAGGGAGGGAGAAAGAAACUAAGUCUUCACCAGGAUUUGGGAAUUAGUAAUUUUAAAACAGGAAUUUUGAGCUGAAAAACAAAGCAGAAGUAAACUCUGGUUUGUUUGUGUGGAGGCACUCUGCAGUAUGUUCCUCCUGCUUGUGUGUAUGUGUGGUCUUCUGCUGCAAGGUGAUGCCCAGAACCGAGCUGCUCUGUGGAGGGGAAACGAUCAAAGCGGCCGAUGCCAGUACACUUUCACUGUACCCAGCCCUGUCGAGUCUAGCUGCCCACAGACCGGUGGCCCGGAGAUGGAGGACCUGAAGGCCAGACUCAGCUUGCUGGAGGUACUGGUGUCCCGACUGACUGGAGGGUACUCUGGGGGUCCCCAGGUGGCUGGAGCCAGAAGUCAGUCUGACCUUCAGGAAGCACUGAAUCAGGCCAUGGGGGAGCGGAACCUGUUGCAGGGGGAAAAAGAACGCCUGGAGAGGGAGCUGGCGGGGCUUCAGCAUAGGAUGGAGGAGAUGAGGAGGGAGACGGAGAGGCUGAUGAACAGACCCUGUCCUCCGCAGACUGUGGUGCCACCCAGCCCACUUGGGCAGGAUAGUGGCCUGAUAAAACCUUCUGGAGAUUCCAGUCCAGUGUCUCGCCUGAUGACCAGGCCCAGCAGGCAGGGAGACAGCAGCAGUUUGAGAGAGACGGUGUGGCCGUAUGGAUCUCCAAGAGGCUUCCAGGAGGUGAAGGCCGAGGUGACAGAGGUACCUGCUCCUGACAUCUCCGAGGACAGCACAGGUUGUGGGGAACUGGUUUCAGUUGCUGAGCCGGUGACACAUAGGAAGGCUGACAACAUAGCCGGUAAAUAUGGUGUUUGGAUGCAGGACCCUGAGGCUGUCUCCCCUUAUGGACCUGAUAUGAUCUGGCGCAUUGACACCAUUGGCACCGAGGUCAGGCAGGUGUUUGGGUAUGAGGACAUGGAACAACUCUCCAAAGGCUUUCCAUCCAAGGUGCUAAUGUUGCCAGAGCUGGUGGAGAGCACUGGUGCUACUAUGUACCGGGGCUCUCUUUACUAUCAGAGACGUCGUAGCCGCACCCUGAUCCGCUAUGACCUUGCCUCUGAGACCAUCGCAGCCCGCCGUGACCUCCCUCAUGCCGGCUUCCAUGGCCAGUAUCCCUACUCCUGGGGAGGCUACACUGACAUCGACUUGGCUGUGGACGAGCUGGGGCUGUGGGCCAUUUACUCCACCAGUAAAGCAAAAGGAGCCAUCGUGAUCUCGCAGCUGGACCCGCACAAUCUGGAGGUGAAGAAAAGCUGGGAGACAAACAUCAGGAAGGCCUCGGUGGCCAACUCCUUCAUCAUCUGUGGCAAGUUGUACACUGUGUCCAGCUAUUCGUCACCCACUACCACCAUCAACUACAUGUACAACACUGCAACCGGCCAGGGGAAGGCCAUAGCCAUCCCCUUUAAGAACAAGUACCUCUACAACAGCAUGAUCGACUAUAACCUGGCACAGAGGAAGCUGUUUGCCUGGGACAACUACCACCUAGUGUCCUAUGACCUUAGGAUGAGUCGCAAGCAGGGUAACUAAGGCCAGCAUGAGUGGUUGCUGUAAAGUGACAUUUGCUCCCGGUCCUGCUUCAAAGACUCAGAGCUUUAGAGAAAAAUAAGUGUGGUAACAGUAGAUAAAAUGCCAACACCAUCAGUAUCCAAGUGCAGAAGAGCAUAACUAUCAAACUCCAAAGUAAAAUGAAGACAUUUGAGGAGCAGUGCCUCCUGCGGGUCUGCUUUGUUCCUCACUGGGAGUGCUUUUGCUGUGGCAAGGUCCACAGAUAUGUUUUUAGAAAAAUUAUUUUUGUACUGCCUUCAGUUCAGAUGUAUGUUCUUGUUUUAUGAAAAGCUAUAUAAAGUAUAUCUGAGGUCCGACAGAUGAAGCGGUCAUUAUCAGCUAAGUGGGAUAAUUCAUACAUUUUACAACACAACGUCCCGUGGUACUUCACACCAUGCAGUUUCACCAGUCAGCAUCUUUUGUUAAACUGCUCUGUCACUCAGCAUGUAUUGAAUAUUGCAUGUACUUUACACUGUAGUAAUGUUCAAUGUCAUUGUGA